AUGUGUGAGGUGAUGCCCACAAUCAACGAGGGGGACCCUCUGGGGCCCCCCCAUGGCGCCGAUGCUGACGCCAACUUUGAGCAGCUGAUGGUGAACAUGCUGGAUGAGCGGGAGAAGUUGCUGGAGUCGCUUCGGGAGAGUCAGGAGACCUUGGCAGCCACGCAGAGCCGGCUCCAGGAUGCCCUACAUGAACGGGACCAGCUCCAGCGCCACCUUAACUCCGCCCUCCCACAGCUGCUUCUGGAACAUUUGGAGUGCUUGGUGUCCCGCCACGAACGGUCACUGCGGAUGACGGUAGUGAAGCGCCAGGCCCAGUCGCCUUCAGGGGUCUCCAGUGAGGUGGAGGUGCUGAAGGCCCUCAAGUCACUGUUUGAGCACCACAAAGCCCUGGACGAGAAGGUUCGAGAGCGGCUCCGGGCAGCACUGGAGCGAGUGACUACCUUGGAGGAGCAGCUGGCAGGUGCCCACCAGCAGGUGUCUGCCUUGCAGCAGGGGCUAGGGGUGCGGGAUGGAGCUGCAGAAGAGGAGGAGACUGUGGAGCUGGGGCCGAAACGCCUAUGGAAGGAUGAGGCAGGUCGGUUGGAGGAACUGCAGGAGCUCCUGGAGAAGCAGAACUUUGAGUUGAGCCAGGCCCGGGAACGACUGGUCACCCUGACAGCAACUGUGACUGAACUUGAGGAGGACCUGGGCACGGCCCGCCGAGACCUUAUCAAGUCGGAGGAGCUAAGCAGCAAGCAUCAGCGGGACCUCCGGGAGGCUCUGGCCCAGAAGGAGGACAUGGAGGAGCGAAUCACCACAUUGGAGAAGCGCUACCUGGCUGCUCAGCGCGAGGCCACAUCCAUUCAUGACCUCAAUGACAAACUGGAGAAUGAGCUGGCCAACAAGGAGUCCCUACACCGCCAGUGUGAGGAGAAGGCCCGACACCUACAGGAGCUGCUGGAGGUGGCAGAGCAGAAGCUGCAGCAGACGAUGCGCAGGGCAGAGACGCUGCCAGAGGUGGAGGCUGAGCUGGCCCAGAGAAUUGCAGCCCUUACCAAGGCUGAAGAACGGCAUGGCAACAUCGAGGAACACCUGCGCCAGCUGGAGGGGCAGCUGGAGGAGAAGAACCAGGAGCUGGCAAGGGUGCGCCAGCGGGAGAAGAUGAAUGAGGACCACAACAAGCGGCUGUCAGACACCGUGGACCGGCUGCUUAGCGAGUCCAACGAGCGCCUGCAGCUCCACCUCAAGGAGCGCAUGGCUGCCCUCGAGGAGAAGAACACGCUGAUCCAGGAGUUGGAGAGCUCCCAGAGGCAGAUCGAGGAGCAGCAUCACCACAAGGGCCGCCUGUCUGAAGAGAUUGAGAAGCUGCGCCAAGAGGUGGACCAGCUGAAGGGUCGAGGGGGGCCGUUUGUGGAUGGCAUCCACUCCAGGUCACACAUGGGCAGUGCAGCAGAUGUGCGGUUCUCCCUGAGCACAACCACUCACGCACCCCCAGGUCUGCAUCGCCGCUACUCGGCACUGAGGGAGGAGUCUGCCAAGGACUGGGAGCCAUCUCCACUGCCUGGGGUACUGGCCUCCUCGGCUACCCCUGCCUUUGACAGUGACCUUGAGAUCUCUGACGUGGAUGAAGAUGAGCCGGGGGGUCUGGUGGGCUCUGUGGAUGUUGUCUCUCCCGGUGGUCACUCAGAUGCCCAGACCCUGGCCAUGAUGCUGCAGGAGCAGCUGGAUGCUAUCAAUGAAGAAAUCAGGAUGAUUCAGGAAGAGAAGGAGUCCACAGAGCUCCGCGCUGAGGAGAUUGAGACACGCGUGACUAGCGGCAGCAUGGAGGCCCUAAACCUGACACAGCUGCGCAAGCGCGGUUCCAUCCCCACCUCUCUGACCGCCCUGUCCCUGGCCAGUGCGUCCCCCCCACUCAGCGGCCGCUCCACACCUAAACUUACCUCACGCAGCGCUGCCCAGGACCUGGACCGCAUGGGGGUCAUGACCCUGCCCAGUGACUUAAGAAAGCAUAGGAGAAAGCUGCUGUCCCUUGCCCUCACCCCAGUCCUGACACUUAAUAUAAGUUCUUCCUAAGUCUAACUUCCAUCUCUCCUGCUAUAACUUAAGUAUAUUUCUUCUUAUCUCACCCCCUCCUGGCUGUCAUCCUGUAGUGCCUUGGAGGAUCAGGGCAGCAACCCCAGCAGCAGCAACAGCAGCCAGGACUCCUUGCACAAGGGUGCCAAGCGCAAGGGCAUCAAGUCGUCCAUUGGCCGCCUGUUUGGGAAGAAGGAGAAGGGCCGGCUGAUCCAGCUGAGUCGAGAUGGAGCCACAGGCCAUGUUAUGCUAACAGACUCCGAGCUCAGUCUGCAGGAGCCCCUGGUGCCUGCCAAGCUGGGGACCCAGGCAGAAAAGGACCGGCGGUUGAAGAAGAAACACCAGCUGCUUGAAGAUGCCCGCAGAAAAGGAACACCCUUUGCCCAGUGGGAUGGCCCUACUGUGGUGUCCUGGCUAGAGCUCUGGGUGGGGAUGCCUGCCUGGUAUGUGGCAGCCUGUCGGGCCAACGUUAAGAGUGGAGCCAUCAUGUCUGCCCUGUCGGACACAGAGAUCCAGCGGGAAAUUGGCAUCAGCAAUGCCCUGCACCGGCUCAAGCUCCGACUGGCCAUCCAGGAGAUGGUGUCGCUGACUAGUCCCUCUGCCCCACCCACCUCUCGGACCUCUUCUGGAAACGUCUGGGUCACCCAUGAAGAGAUGGAAACCAUGGCAACAUCUACUAAAACAGACAGUGAGGAGGGCAGCUGGGCUCAGACUCUGGCCUAUGGGGACAUGAACCAUGAGUGGAUUGGGAAUGAAUGGCUGCCCAGCCUGGGGCUCCCUCAGUACCGCAGCUACUUCAUGGAAUGCCUGGUGGACGCUCGCAUGCUGGAUCACCUCACCAAGAAGGACCUCCGGGUCCAUCUGAAGAUGGUAGACAGCUUCCAUCGAACCAGCCUUCAGUAUGGCAUCAUGUGUCUGAAGAGGCUGAAUUAUGACCGGAAGGAGCUGGAGAAGAGGCGGGAGGAGAGCCAGCACGAGAUCAAGGAUGUGCUGGUCUGGACCAAUGACCAGGUGGUUCACUGGGUCCAGUCUAUUGGGCUCCGGGACUAUGCAGGAAACCUGCAUGAGAGUGGUGUGCAUGGUGCUUUGCUGGCCCUGGAUGAGAAUUUUGACCACAAUACUCUGGCCCUGGUCCUCCAGAUCCCCACACAGAACACCCAGGCGCGCCAAGUGAUGGAGAGGGAGUUCAAUAACCUGUUGGCCUUGGGCACAGACCGGAGGCUAGAUGACGGGGACGACAAGGUGUUCCGCCGCGCGCCCUCCUGGAGGAAACGCUUCCGGCCGCGGGAGCACCACGGCAGCGGCAUGCUCAGCGCCUCCGCGGAGACCCUCCCGGCGGGCUUCCGCGUGUCCACCCUCGGGCCCCUGCAGCCCCCACAGGCCCCGCCAAAGAAGAUCAUGCCAGAAGCUCACUCCCACUAUCUCUAUGGACACAUGCUCUCUGCCUUCCGGGACUAG
Messenger RNA from Otolemur garnettii (small-eared galago), 3510 nucleotides. RefSeq names its product PTPRF interacting protein alpha 4 (gene PPFIA4). The transcript has 27 exons. NCBI's taxonomy places the organism in Eukaryota, Metazoa, Chordata, Mammalia, Primates, Galagidae. Gene Ontology annotation, cellular component: presynaptic active zone. Gene Ontology annotation, biological process: synapse organization. Gene Ontology annotation, molecular function: protein binding. The record is from RefSeq and is a predicted model, not a curated record.